AUGUCUUCGACCUUUGUAAACUACCGCCGUCAUUAUGAUGCCUUAGAAAUUUCACAAGAUGCGGAUCGGAACUUAAUAAAAACACAAUUUUACAAAUUAUCAAAAAAAUAUCAUCCAGAUGUUAAUUUUAAUGAUGAGCAAGCACAUACAAAAUUUUUACAAAUCAACGAAGCAUAUUCAAUAUUAAGUAAUGAACAAAGUCGAAGAGAGUAUGAUCGAUCAUUGUCACAACAAAGCGCAAGUCAUAAUAGUGGUAUGAAUAAAACAUCAAUUCAUUUCCGACCUAAAGUUAGAAGACGGAGACAAAAUUAUGGAAUGUAUGGUAAUUCAUCAGAAGGGACAGCAUUCGAAUCAAAUUUUGAAACAGAACAAAAAUAUCAAGAGCAUCGAAAGAAAUUAAAAUUUAAUUUUAAUGAACAUUAUCAGAGACAUUAUGAAGCUGAGAAACGAAGAGCGCAAGCAUCAGCAGAGAAAGAAAAAGAGAUGGAGAUGAUUAAAGAACACUUUCAGUUUGAAUUUUAUUAUUAA
Dentiscutata erythropus is the source of this 528-nucleotide messenger RNA. The record is from the annotation of a GenBank genome assembly. NCBI's taxonomy places the organism in Eukaryota, Fungi, Glomeromycota, Glomeromycetes, Diversisporales, Gigasporaceae.